AUGGCUGACGCCUCGACCUCGACGUCCACCGCGCAGCAGCAACAGCAGCAGCACAGGAUGGAUCCUACAUCUUCGGUUGAAGAUAUUGAUUUCUCGGAUAUCGAGGCAAAAUAUGAAGUGCACAUGGAUGAGGGGCUGGACAAUGACAUUGUAAUCAACGGCGUACCAAUUGUGACGUCUGCUAAGGAGCAGCGUCUGUUUGAGGCAAUCCAGAAACGAUUCCGCACACAGGCCAACAUUGAUGUGAGCCUGGAUGCGAUGCACAUCCCAUACAAAGAGGAUGGCGAGUCAAAAGGCUAUAUUAUCAUGGAACUCGCCAACAAUGAAGAGGCGACGCAAGCGAUCCGUGCUAUGAAUGGAUAUGCGUUUGACAAGAGGCACCGCUUCGUGCUGAACCGUCUUACAGAUGUAGAACGUCUUGCAAACAUGGACGAAGCGUACAAGGACCCUGAAGAGGAGCCAUUCCACCAGCGUGGACAUCUUCGUUCAUGGCUGAUGGACCAGGCCGGACGCGAUCAGGUCGUGAUGUGUGCGCGCGACGAUGUGCUUGUGUCGUGGCACAGCCGGACUGCCCAGCCCGAUGAAGCUCACAAACGCACGCGCUGGACUGAGUCGUAUGUGCAAUGGUCGCCACUUGGUACAUACUUGGCUACAUUUCAUAUGCAGGGUAUCGCUCUGUGGGGCGGCCCAACGUGGGAACGAAUCAUGCGAUACCCACACCCUGGUGUGCGUCUUGUUGAUUUUAGUCCGAAUGAGAAGUACAUGGUGACAUGGUCGCCGGAACCGAUACAAGUGUCCGAUAAUGCGCCGCAAGGACCCCAGUUCUUUGCGCCAGAAGACGAGGGCAAUCGUGUCGCUGUGUGGGACGUAAGAACAGGUCACCUUUUGCGCACGUUCCCAAUCUUACAAGAGGACACGACAGGACCCACAGGUCCCGCGAUCAAGGGCUUUAGCUGGCCAUUCCUGAAAUGGAGUGGGGACAGCAAGUACUGUGCAAAGGUGACACCAGGCAAAGGCAUAAGCGUGUAUCAAUUGCCAUCGAUGGGUCUACUUGACCAGAAGAGUAUCAAGAUUGAAGGCGUGGUCGAUUUUGAGUGGUGCCCGCUCGGCGACAAGGAUAAGGACGCGUUAGAAAUCUGGAAUGACGGCAAGAACAAAGACCUGCCUAAGGGCUUCAAAAAGCCUCGCGACAAUAUGCUUGUGUACUGGCAACCAGAAGUCCAAAACCAGCCUGCGCGUGUGACUGUGAUCAGUGUGCCGAAGCGAGAGAUCUUACGCUCAAAGAACUUGUUUAAUGUCGCAGACUGCAAGUUGCAUUGGCACCCACAAGGAGACUUUUUGUGCGUCAAAGUCGACCGACAGACGAAGACGAAAAAAACUGUGUUUUGCAACUUUGAGCUUUUCCGCAUGAGGGAAAAGGACUUCCCGGUCGAAGUUGUCGAGCUGAAGGACCCUGUGGUGGCAUUUGCGUGGGAACCACAAGGCACGCAUUUCGCUGUAAUCUCCAGCAACGACCCGAAUCUAGGUGUUGUGGCCCCUAGUAUCACCCUCAAGACGCAGUUACACUUCUACCAUCUACACCCUCGUGGCGAUUUCCGGCUCCUGAAAACACUGGACAACAAGACCUGCAAUGCGUUGUUCUGGUCGCCACGUGGUCGUCACUUGCUCACAGCAACGCUCGGCUCGUCGAGCAAAUUUGAUCUCGAAUGGUACGACGUUGACUUUAACAACGAUGCGCGACAGAACUCGUCAGGCGAAGUGCUGGAGGAAGUGAAGCUGAUUGGAUCUGGCGAGCACUAUAGCAUCACGGAUGUGGAAUGGGACCCUAGUGGCCGUUUUGUAACUACUUCCUCCAGCCUUUGGCGCCACUCAAUGGAACAAGGCUAUGCGAUCUGGGACUUCCGUGGUAACGAACUGCAAAAGAAUAUCAUUGAGCAAUUCAAGCAAAUUCUGUGGCGGCCCCGCCCACGAUCUUUGCUUAGCAAGGACGAGAUGAAACGCGUGCGCAGGAACCUCAAAGAAUUCUCGAAAGUAUUCGACCAGGAAGACCAAGAGGCCGAGAGCAGCCAGGCUCUUGCGCACCGCGAAGAGUACAAGCGCAUGCUCGAAGAAUGGAAGAGUUGGCGUGCAUACAACCGCGAGGCGCUCCAGAAGGCUCAAGAAGAGGGCAAAGAGCCGACAGCUAUAUCCAGUGCCUCGCAGCUUGAGAAGGAGAGCACAGAGGAAAUCCAGGAGUGGGUCGAGGAGGUAUUGGAGGAGAAAGAGGAAGUCGUCGGGUAG
Messenger RNA from Malassezia globosa CBS 7966, 2280 nucleotides. RefSeq lists its product as uncharacterized. Gene Ontology annotation, molecular function: translation initiation factor activity; RNA binding; translation initiation factor binding. The record is from RefSeq and is a predicted model, not a curated record. Gene Ontology annotation, biological process: translational initiation. Bases 1 to 2280 code for a protein of 759 amino acids. NCBI's taxonomy places the organism in Eukaryota, Fungi, Basidiomycota, Malasseziomycetes, Malasseziales, Malasseziaceae. The transcript has a single exon. Gene Ontology annotation, cellular component: eukaryotic translation initiation factor 3 complex.